AUGGACGAUGUGCUGAGAGAUGACCAGAACAACACUCACCUCUCGCACGAAGCGGAAACCUUGGCGGGACAAGGAGCCGUCUGCGCAGGGUGCAAUUUCUCCCGAAACACUCUUGACGGGGACACAAAUGAUGCAACUUCUUGGAUCAGUUGUGAUGGGUGUAAACGAUGGUUCCAUUUUGCCUGUGCCGGAUUCAAGAAUGAAAGGGAAGUCCGCAGCGUCGAUAAGUUCAACUGUCGGGAAUGUAGGCCCACUUGCGGUCCAACCACUUUUGUGCGAAAGUCUUCUAGGGCGCACACUGCGAUUGACUACGCAGAGCUCAAUGAAGGAAUCAUAAGGGUGACAGAUGAGAGCCCGGAGCACCACUACAUCAAGCCCAUCAAGGAGGGUACAAUCAAGUUUUUACCUGAUAAUUUCCUAAGGAUGCCGCCAGAGCUUGUCACAGCCGAUUUCUUCGAGAAAGGAAAUGGGAUGAAGGAGCCUGUGGUAAUACCCGCACAUUUGAAUCCCCGACCUCAAGUUUGGGCCUCAGCCGAAGACGUGAAGCGCUACCCUGAGCAACCUCAAGAGCCAGCAAUUGAAAAUGGGGAUGAUGGAUCUUCGGAUAUUCUGUACGACGAAGUCCCUGACGUAGGUCAAGAUGCUCUUGAUAUGGUGAUCCCACAAAAUCUGUCGGUACAGGACGUUGCCGAGCUCUACGGUCCUGAAGAGAAGGUUGAAGUUAUCGACGUGAAGUCUCAGGAAGGAGAGGGAAAGAACUGGAAUAUGCGACGAUGGGCCGAUUACUACGAGAGCAAGGGAGAUAAGGUAAUCCGGAACGUGAUUAGCCUGGAAGUCUCAUCAAGUAAGUUGGGGAGGCUCAUCAGGCGCCCAAAGGUCGUACGGGAUCUGGAUCUUCAAGAUUCAGUCUGGCCCGCAGAAGGCAAGGCCAAGGGUGACUUCCCCAAGGUCCAAUUUUACUGCCUAAUGUCUGUUGCGGACUGCUUCACAGAUUUUCAUAUUGAUUUCGGAGGAUCUUCCGUCUUCUAUCACGUUCUCAAAGGCAAGAAGACGUUCUUUUUCAUAUCGCCAAAGCAGAAAAACCUGAAGAAGUACGAGGAGUGGUGUAUGUCUCCUGCUCAGAACUGGACAUUUUUGCCAGACCAGACAAAGGAAUGCUAUCGAGUGGACUUGUCAGAAGGCGACACAAUGCUUAUCCCGUCUGGUUGGAUCCACGCGGUCUGGACACCGGAGAACAGCUUGGUCAUUGGUGGAAAUUUUCUCACAAGACUGAAUUACGGUAUGCAAAUCCGUAUUGCAGAAGUUGAAAAGGCCACCAAGGUCGCUCGCAAGUUCCGCUAUCCGCACUUUCAGAAAGUUCUCUGGUACACCGCAAUCAAGUAUCUUGAAGAUGAUCCGCUCCCCGAGAGUGUUAUCAAUGACUUCUAUAGCGGACGGAAGUUUUCUCGGGAAACGCCUACUUACUACGAUUUCAACAAGUGGGGAGAUAAUUCAACUCCAGGAGCAGAAAAUUAUCAUAGUCGAUACUAUUCGCAGUACGAGCUCGAAGGACUUCCGGACCUCGCGCGCUAUUUACUUAGGACUGCUCUUAUUUCGAUGGGCAACAUUACCGAUGGCAUUACUGUCGAUACUAGGAAUGCAGUCACCCGCUCGAUACCAAAAGGGCAUGGUGAGCCCCUUCAGAUUGUGAAAAAUUUCGCAAUGUGGUCUGCCUGGAAACGUGGCAAUGAGCAUAUCCCCCACUGGGCGUAUCCCGAUGUUGUUCCCGCGGAAGCUCUUCCAAAGUCACAGGGAAAGAAGCUUAGCGCAGCUGCCAUCAAAAAGCUCGAACGGCAAGCGGCAAUGGAAGCCUACCGAGCUGCACCUGAGCGCCAAUCAGUAAGACAACAAUCCCAGGCUGAAGCCGCUGCUUUGAAGAGAGCCGAUGGUAGUCCGACCAAGGUGGAGCCCGUCUGGGGCGAAGAUCGAAAGCGCAAGGCCUCUACAAGCAGUACAGCCAACGGCGUCAUGGACGGGCAUACGCCGAAACGUCCCAAGAAAGCUUUAAGUACACCGAAGACGUCCGUGCUGGGGCCACGUAGAGUAGCGUGUGAUGCGUGUCGUAGACGACGCAUCCGCUGUAAGCACAAGGACGAUCUCUUGUCUGGGUCAGCCACUAGCCACCAUGGUGCACCUUCGGUUUUUGUGCCUGUUACCGGCUAUCCCACCUUUUCAAGGGAUCUAAAUAGCGAUUUCGGGCCGGAUUACAGUGUACAGAAUGGCGAAGUUCCCUCAUUUGUCACGAACUCGUCCCGCCUUCCUACCGAAGCAAUUCAAGCGACGAAUGUUGCAUCAGGCGAUCAAGCACCUAUGCAAACACCGGACGCUAGGAAGAUUAGAAACAAAGCGUGCAGUAAUUGCCGUAAAAGCAAACGGCGAUGCAUUCAUGACGAGUACGGCAAUGUAGAUCCCAUCAAGGUUCAGGAAGCGUCUAUGAGUCGAACUUCUGGUGCGUCUGCGAAACGCCGCGCUAAGGUAGACGAGCAGGAUCCUCGUGCACCGAAGAAGGUGAAGAGGGAA
This is a messenger RNA of Xylona heveae TC161, 2559 nucleotides long. Its product is annotated as Clavaminate synthase-like protein. Gene Ontology annotation, biological process: regulation of transcription by RNA polymerase II; protein demethylation. NCBI's taxonomy places the organism in Eukaryota, Fungi, Ascomycota, Xylonomycetes, Xylonales, Xylonaceae. The transcript has 3 exons. The annotation marks the transcript as partial. Gene Ontology annotation, molecular function: zinc ion binding; transcription coregulator activity; DNA-binding transcription factor activity, RNA polymerase II-specific. The record is from RefSeq and is a predicted model, not a curated record.